Messenger RNA from Loa loa (African eye worm), 1145 nucleotides. Its product is annotated as TKL/MLK/TAK1 protein kinase. The record is from RefSeq and is a predicted model, not a curated record. The transcript has 11 exons. Gene Ontology annotation, molecular function: ATP binding; MAP kinase kinase kinase activity; magnesium ion binding. The coding region runs from base 24 to 1145 and encodes 373 amino acids. Lineage: Eukaryota; Metazoa; Nematoda; Chromadorea; Rhabditida; Onchocercidae. Gene Ontology annotation, biological process: JNK cascade; positive regulation of canonical NF-kappaB signal transduction; protein phosphorylation.
CUCAACAAUUCCUAAAACGAUAGAUGGACUUACUACCACCACUAGAAAUUGAUGGCGAGGAAGUGGAAGGAAAAGAACUGAAGAGUGUUGGUAAUAAAUCUUUAUCAUCCUUAACAAUUGUUGAUGGUUGCAAUGAUGAUCCAUUCUUGAAUGUCGACUUUUGUAGUUUCAAAUUACAGUGUUUAUUAGGGAGAGGAAGCUAUAGCGAUGUAUGGAAGGCGGAGUGCAAAGAAGUAACAGUAGCUUUAAAAGUUAUCAAUUCAACUGAUGAUGUUCUCCGAGGAAUCUUUUAUCACGAGGUGGAAGUAAUGCGAAAUUUGGUUCAUCCAAACGUGGUUGAAAUAAUGGGUGCAUGUGUUUGUCCGGUAUAUGCUAUAGCAAUGGAAUAUAUGACAUGUGGUUCUCUUGAUCAAUUACUUCAUGAGUCAAAAAAUAUAAGUUAUAAGGCAGAUCACGCAUUUCGUUGGGCAUCACAAUGUGUUGAUGCACUGGCUUACAUACAUCGAAAAGGAUUUGCACAUGGUGAUCUGAAAACUGCCAACUUAUUGCUUGAUGAUAACUGUCAUUGGCUUAAAGUAGCUGAUUUUGGUACAAUGGUAUAUAUGAACAGUGAUACAGAGUACAGACAAGGGUCAGCACCAUGGAUGGCUCCUGAGAUCAUUACUGGUUCAUCACCUUCAGAGCAGUCAGAUAUUUAUAGUUUUGGAAUCGUCCUUUGGGAAAUAAUUACACGAAUGCGGCCGUAUAGUGAUUGUAAAAAUGCCGAAGAAAUAUUGUGGAGCGUUUACGCGGGUUUGAGACCGCCGCGUAUUGGAAAUAUCCCAACUAAACUUAUGCAAAUGAUUGAACGCUGUUGGCAGAAAUUGCCAGAAGAAAGGCCAUCCAUCAAGGAAAUUCAAAAAGUACUAAAAAUACUUUGCAAGAUGUAUCCCAAUUUCAGUGAACCGUUGGUGUAUUUUGAAACUAAUUCAAAGCAAACGGAAGAGGCUACUGAGAAUGGAGUUGGUAGUGUGGAAUGUAGCAUAAUCGAAAGGGAAACAGUUACGAAAACUGAUCUCGAAUUAUCACCCAAUUCGGUGGAGGAGAUUGAAAUACUGAGCAAAAAGUAUGGUCUGUCAUACUGUUACGAUAAACUAGAUAAAUGA